Molecule: messenger RNA, 1581 nt
Organism: Exophiala oligosperma
Lineage: Eukaryota; Fungi; Ascomycota; Eurotiomycetes; Chaetothyriales; Herpotrichiellaceae
Exons: 2
Coding region: 586-1575 (329 amino acids)
Molecular function (GO): alpha-1,3-mannosyltransferase activity; GDP-Man:Man(1)GlcNAc(2)-PP-Dol alpha-1,3-mannosyltransferase activity
Source: RefSeq, a predicted model, not a curated record
UUCCGAUCCUCCUGUCAUAGAUGGACCAUUCUUGACCAUGACGACUCCUGGCAAGGUGUCCAGAGCAUCUACAGACUCCAAGAGACGCAUCAUCUUCAUCCAUCCUGACCUCGGUAUCGGUGGUGCUGAGCGUCUCAUUGUCGACGCUGCUGUAGGCUUACAAGAGCAGGGGAACAAAGUCACCAUCUUCACUUCCCAUUGUGAUCCCCAGCAUUGCUUCGAGGAAGCUCGAGAUGAUUUGUGAGUAUAGGCACCUUAGAUGUCCGAGUUCGCGGCAACACCCUCUUCCCUCCCACUCUACUCAAUCGCUUCCACAUUCUUCUUGCCAUCCUCCGUCAGAUUCACCUUCUCCUCGCCAUUUCAGUUUUCAGCAAUGAGCUGGAUAAGCUGCAGCCGAAUGUCUUCGUGAUCGACCAACUCUCUGCCUGUGUUCCUCUGCUAAGAUGGUUAUACCCUUCUCGACAACGCACUCUGUUCUACUGCCACUUCCCUGAUCAGCUUCUUGCAGAUCGUCAGACAUCAGGCCUCCUUGGCGUAGCAAAGUCCAUAUACAGGCUGCCUUUUGACUGGCUGGAAGGCUGGAGCAUGAGCGCAAGUGACAAAGUUGUCGUAAAUUCCACAUUUACAAAGUCAGUGGCUGCUCGCACCUGGCCAGCUUUGGCAGGAUCGGUCGGGGUGAUAUAUCCUUGCGUCGACGUAUCAGAUGAAACAGGUCAGGCUGUUCCGCUGCAGAAGCCUCUUUGGGACGGCAAAUUCAAGAUCUUUCUCAGUAUAAACAGAUUUGAGCGCAAAAAGGAUAUAGCCCUGGCCAUUAGAGCUUAUCAUAAUUUAUCCUCAAAAGAACGUCGAGGAACACGGUUGGUAUUAGCUGGUGGGUACGAUCAGCGAGUGACCGAAAAUGUUCAGUACCACAAAGAACUAGUUGUGCUGGCUGAAAAAUUGGGAUUGUCAACAGCAACGACAAGAACAGCCCCUACAGCUUUGGCUAUUCCUGAUGACAUCCAAGUCUUGUUUCUGUUAUCUGUGCCCGGUCCAUUCAAGGAGACACUGCUCAACAAUGCGCAACUAUUGCUCUACACCCCUACAAAUGAGCACUUUGGCAUCGUGCCCGUAGAAGCGAUGCUUCAUGGAGUACCGGUCCUAGCCUCCAACACCGGAGGUCCCCUGGAGACCAUAGUCGAAGGGAAGACUGGUUGGUUGCGCGAUGUGUCCAGUCUUGAAGAUUGGACUGAAAUUAUGAGAACGGUCCGAACCAUGAGUUCAACGGACCUUCGUCAAAUCGGCCUGAACGGCAAGGCGAGAGUACGUGAGCAGUUCUCGCGGCCAAUAAUGGCGAGCAAAUUCAGUCUAGAGAUGGACCGGAUGCUCAAGGAGCAGAGGAGCAAAUUUUUGGAGCGAAAAGAUAUUGUACUUGGUCUCUGGCUUGUGUUGGCAUUCGCGGCAGCAUUGCUUGCGACCAUCAUCAAAGCCAGAUACGGUCGUGGAGAUAGACGAGUGACCGAGUUUGCACGCGCCAGGAGAAUGCAUUCUGACGGUGAAGAGGUGGUCAAAUUAUUUCCAGCUGCCGAGCCAUGAUUAGAC